This is a messenger RNA of Seriola dumerili (greater amberjack), 1806 nucleotides long. It is a transcript of the gene hnrpkl, whose product is annotated as heterogeneous nuclear ribonucleoprotein K-like. The coding region runs from base 119 to 1432 and encodes 437 amino acids. The transcript has 17 exons. The record is from RefSeq and is a predicted model, not a curated record. Gene Ontology annotation, cellular component: nucleus; cytoplasm. NCBI's taxonomy places the organism in Eukaryota, Metazoa, Chordata, Actinopteri, Carangiformes, Carangidae. Gene Ontology annotation, biological process: regulation of mRNA splicing, via spliceosome; regulation of transcription by RNA polymerase II. Gene Ontology annotation, molecular function: mRNA binding.
CUGAAAACGUGCAAACGUUUCAGGGCGAGGAGACCGCGGUGGACCGCAGUGAACGUGGUUUUACUGCAGCAGAUCCAGGGAGAGGAGCCUGUUUGUAUUCCUCGGCAGGUGCAAGACAAUGGAGGUGAAAAUCGAACAGCAGGACGAAGACAUCACAUUCAGCAACACUGACACUAAUAGUAAACGCCCAGCUGAGGACAUGGAUGAGGAGCAGGCCUUCAAACGUUCGCGGAACACAGACGAGAUGGUGGAGCUGCGUGUACUGCUUCAGAGCAAAAACGCUGGUGCUGUUAUUGGAAAGGGUGGAAAAAACAUAAAAGCCCUACGCACGGACUACAAUGCCAGUGUAUCAGUCCCAGACAGCAGUGGCCCAGAGCGGAUCCUGAGUGUGAAUGCCAGCAUCGACACUAUUGGAGAGAUUCUGCUGAAAAUCAUACCGACUCUAGAGGAGUACCAGCAUUACAGUGGGAUUGAUUUUGACUGUGAGCUUCGCCUGCUGAUCCAUCAGAGCUUGGCAGGGGGCAUCAUUGGGGUGAAAGGUGCCAAGAUAAAGGAGCUGAGAGAGAACACUCAGACCACCAUCAAGUUGUUCCAGGAGUGCUGCCCACACUCCACCGACAGAGUCGUCUUGGUGGGAGGAAAGCCAGAACGUGUCAUUGAAUGUAUAAAAGUGAUCCUGGAGCUGGUGUCAGAGGCGCCAAUCAAAGGUCGUGCCCAGCCUUAUGACCCAAAUUUCUACGAUGAGACAUACGACUAUGGAGGUUUCACCAUGUUAUUUGAGGAGAGAGGCAGACGACCCAUUGGGGGUUUCCCCAUUCGUGUGCGUGGGGGCUUUGAGCGAAUGCCCCCAAUUCGUGGCAACAGACCCAUGCCUCCCUCCAGAAGGGACUACGAUGACAUGAGCCCCCGCCGGGGUCCUCCACCACCGCUGAGCAGAGGUGGACGAGGCGGCAGUCGUGCACGUAACCUGCCUCUUCCCCCGCCUCCGCCACCAAGAGGAGGAUCAUAUAAACCAAACCACAGGGGAGACAGGUUCUCACAUGGCAGCUACCACGGCAGCAUGGACGACAGACCAAGUGACAGAAGAGGAAGAGGAGACCGUUAUGACAGCAUGAGUGGAGGCGGAUAUGACAACAAUUCUUCCUGGGAUCACUUUCAAUCUGGUGGCAGAGGGUCAUACAGUGACAUAGGAGGCCCUGUCAUCACAACACAAGUCACCAUCCCUAAAGAUCUGGCUGGUUCUAUCAUUGGUAAGGGCGGCCAGAGGAUCAAGCAGAUCCGCCACGAGUCUGGGGCAUCCAUCAAGAUUGAUGAACCACUAGAGGGCUCUGAGGACCGCAUCAUCACCAUCACAGGAACACAGGACCAGAUCCAGAACGCCCAGUACCUGCUGCAGAACAGCGUGAGGCAGUACUCUGGUCGGUUCUUCUAAGAAGAAGGAAUUGAAGAAGAAGAGUGAAGCCAUGCUGCCAUACUGUUUGCUCCGUCUAUUCAGAGCCUACAUUCCUCUGCUUUGGGUAGAUGUGCCCACUCCCCUCACUGUCACACACUACACCACCUAUCUAUACAUUGCUAAUUUUAUUUAGAGGAGUUUUGAAAAAUCUUAAGCUGUCAAACAGCAAACAAGGAGUCAACAACAUAUUCCGUGCAGGUGUAAUUAUUUUCUGGGAGAUUCUUGUGCCGUCAUUGGAGUAAACUCAUCUGUGUGAUAACUUUCUGUGUUGUGAGCCACCCCUGGCCCUUAUCUCCCUCAUUUCAGUACAGCAUGCAGAAUGUAAUCUUUUUUUUAAGGAACAUGAUGUGAUU